AUGGAGUCUGAAAAGCCUUACGUCUACCGCCCACAGGGCCAACACACGCACACCUUCAUCAUGUCACCUGGACGCGAGGGCACAGGCGGCUCCGAGUUCUGCGAGCAGCUGUUCUGGUCUGUCACCUCGCAGAUGAAGAGCUUACCCGAAACUUUCCUGAUUCCCGCUGGGAACGAUCUUGGUUUGAUAUUUGUUCCCUAA
Molecule: messenger RNA, 201 nt
Organism: Penicillium atrosanguineum
Lineage: Eukaryota; Fungi; Ascomycota; Eurotiomycetes; Eurotiales; Aspergillaceae
Exons: 2
Coding region: 1-201 (66 amino acids)
Source: RefSeq, a predicted model, not a curated record